AAGGUAGAACUCAUUACUCUCGUCAAAGAAAAAUAAUCUAUGGCUUCUUUGCGAUUCUCUGUCACCUUCCCCGCCCUCUUCUCCCUCCUCCUCUCUCUGUGGGUCGUGGACGCAUGCACGUCAAGAAAGCUGAUAUCAAACAAUGAACAAGAAGGUCAAAAUAUCAGCCAUUUGUUUAAAGAUGGUGAAUUCGAGGAUCCUACUAUGUACAUGUUUUUCAAAAUCAGUGAUCUUAAAUUAGGAACCAAGUUGCCCAUUUACUUCAACAAAAACGAUCUUCGAAAAGUUCCUCCACUUCUCACAAGACAAGAAGCUGAUCUCAUCCCUUUCAGUGAGUCUAACCUUGACUUCCUUCUCAACCACUUCUCUAUCUCCAAAGACUCUCCUCAAGGGGAAGCCAUGAAGGAGACUUUGCAACGUUGUGAUUUCAAAGCUAUUGAAGGAGAGUAUAAGUUUUGUGGUACUUCUUUGGAGUCAAUGCUUGAUCUUGCCAAGAAAACAAUAGCGUCUAAUGCUGAUCUCAAGGUCAUGACGACUAAAGUAAUGGUACCGGACCAAAAUAGAAUAAGCUAUGCUUUGCAUAACUAUACAUUCGCGGAGGUUCCUAAGGAGCUAGAUGGGAUUAAGGUCUUGGGGUGUCAUAGAAUGCCAUACCCUUAUGUAGUUUACUAUUGCCAUGGUCAUAAAAGUGGAACCAAAGUAUUUGAGGUUAAUCUGAUGAGUGACGAUGGGAUACAACUAGUUGUGGGACCUGCGGUUUGCCACAUGGAUACGUCGAUGUGGAACGCUGAUCAUGUGGCUUUUAAGGUGUUGAAGAUAGAGCCGAGGUCCGCACCGGUUUGUCACUUCUUCCCUCUUGAUAAUAUUGUGUGGGUAUCAAAGUAGCUCUAUUGGAUAUGAGUAUUUGUAUUCAAAUAAUUAAUAACUAUGGCUUGAAAUAUUUGUAUUCUCUUUGUAUUUGUAAUGUUUGAAAGCCAGUUCAAAAAAAAAAUAUAAAAAAUAAAUAAGUCUUGUUGGCUUUGGUAA
Molecule: messenger RNA, 1026 nt
Organism: Brassica oleracea var. oleracea
Lineage: Eukaryota; Viridiplantae; Streptophyta; Magnoliopsida; Brassicales; Brassicaceae
Product: dehydration-responsive protein RD22
Exons: 2
Coding region: 40-885 (281 amino acids)
Source: RefSeq, a predicted model, not a curated record